CAAGGACCAAGUUGAAGUUAACUAACCCACAAUUAGCAACUCACUCUUCAUGCUGCUCCAGAAUAAGUUUCCUCUUUGAGAAAAACUGAAUGUGAUUUGAUUUCAGUCUCAAGCUGAAGACACAGAGCAUCAGAUUAAAGAGCAGUUUAAACAGCUCUUUCAGUUUCUCAGAGAUGAAGAAGCAUCUAUGAUCAUUGCAUUGAAGGAGGAAGAGGACCAGAAGAAGCAGAAAAUGAAGGAAAAGUUGGAGGACAUGAACAGACACAUCUCAGCUCUUUCACACACUAUCAAAGACUUGGAGGAGACAAUGAAAGCCAAUGACGUCUGCUUUCUAAAGAAGUUUCCACUCACAAUGGAAAGAAUCCAGAUCUCACAGCCGGAUCCACAGAUGCCUUCUGGAGUUUUGAUUUAUGUGCCACGUUACUUGGGCAAUCUGCCAUACAAAGUCUGGAAGAAGAUGCUCAACUCUGUCCAAAAGAGUAAGUAUGAAGACAAUCUGUGCUGUUACACACACACUGAAAAUGAAGCAGGGGUCAUUACAUGGCACCAACGGAUGGUCAUGAACUCUGCCUCAUGCAUCUGGGUAUCAAGAAUGCUGAGGUGGUAUUCGUGGAUGAGUCAUGUACCCACGGGGGGAAGAUGACCAUCUCAGAGUUGUGAUCGAGACCCUGGUACUUCAGGUGAAGUCCUCUUGCCUCUGCCUUGCUUUAGUUCUCUUCCUGGUAAAAGCUGGGGGAGGACUACUUUGGGUAGUAGCCUGGGUGGUCUGAGGUUUAUGGUGAGGUCUUUCCCUCAGAGGAACCAACCUCCCAAGGGGAACAGGGGACAAGGCCCCCAACAAGCCAGGCUGCAAGCAUAAAGGUAAGAGGCCCCUGAGACGGGUGACCCAGAGAUGGAGAGGACAGCUCUUUGGGAGAUGGUGACCACACCACUCCCUCCCCCGGAGGAAGACCGGGUGGAGAAUCUUUUGUUUCAUUCUGUUUUUGUUCCACCAUGGGCCCUGCAGCCAGAGGUACUAAAAUAUUCACAGAAAGAGCAGUUUUCUCUGUCUCUGAAUCCAUCUCCCCACUGCAGGUACAUCUUUGUUUUCUUUGGUCCCGCUUUCAUGGUCUCUGAAAGCCUGGCUAGCACUUCCCAGCCCAUCUCGCUGGCUCCUUCAGACCAUCAGACCGGCAGCCCCCAAGUUCAGGGGCAUCCAGCUCACCUCAGUGAAGGCAGGUAAUGCUUAUAUCUUGUGCUACCCCAGGAGGUAACAGAUUCCAUCAAUUCUGCACAAGCACCAUCUACUAGCCACGCUUAUACCUUGAAGUGGAACCUGUUCAUCAAGUGGUGUUCUUCUCACCGAAAGGACCCCGGAAGGUGAUGGGAAAGUUA
Molecule: messenger RNA, 1374 nt
Organism: Cyprinus carpio (common carp)
Lineage: Eukaryota; Metazoa; Chordata; Actinopteri; Cypriniformes; Cyprinidae
Product: E3 ubiquitin-protein ligase TRIM35-like
Exons: 3
Coding region: 188-643 (151 amino acids)
Source: RefSeq, a predicted model, not a curated record